AUGAAGACAACUCUCAUAGUCGCCGUUGUAUUGCUCGUUAUCGUAGGGAUGACGGCAGGCAGACGUCCAGCACACUGUAAACUACCGGUUGAUCAUGGUCACCAUUGCCCACGUGGACCUGUGGAACGCGUUUACUAUGAUAAGUCUACAAAUUCAUGCAAGUCUUUCAACUAUCGUGGAUGUGGUGGGAAUAAGAACAGGUUCAAGUCUCAUCGCGACUGUCGAAGAGAGUGCGCUUAG
Ylistrum balloti is the source of this 240-nucleotide messenger RNA. Its product is annotated as mambaquaretin-9-like. Lineage: Eukaryota; Metazoa; Mollusca; Bivalvia; Pectinida; Pectinidae. Gene Ontology annotation, molecular function: serine-type endopeptidase inhibitor activity. The transcript is spliced from 2 exons. Bases 1 to 240 code for a protein of 79 amino acids. The record is from RefSeq and is a predicted model, not a curated record.